AUGCUGUGUUUGGGAACCACAGCUUCAGCCUAAAGGAUUGUGCUAUGAAAUUGUGAUUCCAAACCUUCUUGCGUAUGGGAUUCUCUAUUUUGAAAUUAAAACAAGAACCCCCCCAUUUAUUACAUAUUCAAUAUAUUAAGAAAUAUUAGAAAAUGCAUGGAGUUCUGUCCCUUCAAUCUUCCAGCCCCAGUUUGAAAACAACCACCACCCAAAAACCUUCUAGCCUUGUAAUCCUGUGAAUCAGGGUAGUACCUUGUUGACUUUCCUUCCGGACGUCUUUUCUUUGUAUGUAUGUGUUUGCUUGUUCUCUUGAGAGAAAUACAAAAAUAAGAUUAUAUAGCAUAUACUGAUAUGACCUACUUUUUCAGUUGAUAUAUUAUUAAUUUAUCAGAUAUUUAUCAAAUGCUUUCUGCAUGCCAGGCAUUUUGUGGGUGCUUAAGAAUCAGCAGUGACCAAAACUCAUACGAAAGAUCUGCCAAUAUGGAGCUUAUGUUCCAGUGGUAGUUAAUAAGGUAGGUAAGUGAACUGUGUAGUGUCGGAUGGUGAUAUGUGUUAAGGAAAAAAAUAGGGAAGGAGCAUAAAGUGUGUGUAUGUAUGUAGAAUAUGGAUUGGAGUUUUAGAGAGUCUGUAGAGUAUGGAUUGGAGUUUUAGAGAGCAUGGCCAAAGAAGUUCUCAGUGAGAUGGUGACAUUUGCAUGAAUACCUGAAGGAGGUGAGAGAGCAAGCCGUGCAGACUUCUGGAAGACUUCAUGAACUUAUUUCUCUCUCACAUGCUUUCGCCUUUGUUGAAACUGUCCAUUUGAAUUGGCUGAACAUUGUUAACUGUAUGGAGGCCAUGCAAUUUAACCAAGCCCUGUGCUGUUUCUAGCAUUUUUCCUAGUGGAGACAACUUUGAGUUAGAUGUUCUUGAGUGAAGUCUUUGGGCUCAUUUUCUUGCCUUGGGAUGUAUUUCUGGAAGUGAAAUUCCUGGCUUAAAAAAAUUAUGUGUGCCUCUCAAAAAUCUCGAUAUACUUUACCAAUUGGCUUUCCAUACCGUUUGCACCAGUUCAUGCUCCCAGCAGUGAAUGCGAAUGUUUAUCUGUCUGCAGCGUAGCCAGCAGUUGCCGUUAUCAUUUAUUUGGUCUUUGCCAAUUUGCUAGAUUGAAACUGAUUGAUAUGUCAUAUUAAUUUACUUUUCUUCAGUUCCCUUGGAAAGGCCUAGGGUAAUAGUUUUUAGUUUUGGGCAUCUUUUGAUUGAGGAAAUACGUAAUAGCAAAAAGCUGUUAUCAAUUUACUAAUGCUUUUCAACAAAUUUGUAUUUGAUUAACCAUAGCAGUAUUCAUUUAAGUUAAAAAAACAGUAGUAUCUAUUAGUGAGAGACAUUUCUCAGUCUUCAUACAGUGUGUGUGUCCAGACUCCCAGACUUCUUGGCAUGACCCUUCACAUUUGCAGAAGUCUAAGGGUCACGGGUUGAGAACUCUGAAUGGAUAUUACUUUUUGGUGGAGGGGUAAUACAAAUCCCUUUUACUUAAAGCUUCAGUGUUAGAAACCUUUGUUAACUGAAGAUAUUUUUUCUUUGAGUAUGUAAUACAGGUCAGUUUAGAAUUUACAAGAAUAGUUCACCACUUGAAAUAAAGAAUGCUUUCAAAUCAUUUUAAAAUGUAUAGUUUUAAAAUUGUAUAUUGUGUUGAAUAGUGCCUUCCUCUCCUCCCACAAAUUCAUGUCCAGCCAGAACCUCAGGAUGUGACUAUUUGGAAGUAGGGUCUUUGCAGAUAUUAUUAGUUAAGAUGAGGUCAUACUGGAUUAAGGUGGGUCCUAAAUGGAAUAUGACUGAUGCUGUUAUAAGAAGAGACACACAGACAUACACAUACAGAGGGAAGAUGGCUAGGUAAAGAUGGAACAGGUUGGAGUCAGUUAGCUUAGUUGCCACAAGCUAAGGAACACCAGGGAUUGUUGGCAACCAUCAGGAGCUAGAAGAGGCAAGAAAAGAUUCUUCCCUAGAGCCUCCCGAGGGAGCGGGUCCUCCCCACACCUUGGUUUUGCACUUUGGCCUCUAGGACUGUGAGAUGAUAACUUUCUGUUGUUGUAAGCCAUCUAGUUUGAGGUACUUCGUUGAGGCAGCCCUAGGAAACUAAUACAAUCAGGAAAUUGUAUUUCACCUCUGAUUACUCUGUUAGAACCAGGGCAGUGGAGUUGAAGCUUUUCUGCUGUGGAAAUCUUUGCUUAAACAAAAUUUUCAAAGGAAGUACAAAAAUAUAUUGCAUAGGUGAAUUUUCUGAUUAAAGGGGGCGAGUGCAUUGCAAAGCUUUCAGAUUAGCAUCUCUUCCUGCCCUCUCCGCCUCUCCUUUCUAUUCUGCAGAGCACAGAUUGAAAACCACUGGCUCAGCCUCCCUGCUUUGCAUUUCCUGGUACGCAUUGGCUAGAAAGUCAGAGAAGACAAAAAGAACAAUGAGUGCCUUUUGCUGAAGCUGGAAUGGAGAGGCAUGGGUAGCCUGCAUUUUUUUACCGUGGUGAAUUUGUUACCCUCCGGGAUCUGCAAAGGUUACUGUGUUCCACCUCUCCUAGGUUGAAGUGCCAUCAUGCAGAUGAUAGCUAAUGUUUAUUGGGGCUUGCCAUGUGCCAGCCACUGUUUGUUUCUAAAGAGAAAAAUCUGCCAAGGGAAGAGAAACUCAUUCUCCGGCUGCUCAGAACCACAUGGGGAAUCAUGAGGAAUGGGCCAUGUAUCAGAUAUGCUGCAGGCUGUGCUACUCUGAAGCAACAUGCCAGACGGGAAAGGCACUGCGAGAGAGCCUCUGCUGACUGCUCUGUGUCUCUGGAUAGUAUGCCUUCAGAAAUCUUGCUGAAGAUCUUUUCCUACUUGGAUGCUGGGACCCUACUGUGUACCGGAUGUGUGAACAGGCGCUUUUACCAUCUGGCCAAUGACAAUUUUAUUUGGAUCAGAAUCUACUCAACUGCCUUUUCACCUAAGAGAUCUAAUUGGAAAGUUAAUUCAGUAGAGAAGACAGCUGUGACUAUGAACUUAUUGUCAGUUGAGGAUAAAGAAGCUGGAUAUUGGAAGAAAGAAUAUAUUGCAAAACAAAUAGCAUCUGUAAAAGCAGCACUAGCUCAGGUUCUCAAACCUGUCAACCCUUACACAGGCCUUCCUGUUAAAACCAAAGAGGCCCUCAGAAAAUCUGGUUUAGGUUGGGUAAUUAUAUUGAAAGAAAAAAGUGGAAAAGAGUACAUGAUGGAGCAUGUUGAUCUUUCAGUAAAUGAUUCAUCAGUUACAGUUGUGUGGUAUGGCAAAAACUGGCCACUUCUAGCCACAUUGUCAACCUUAGAUUUGUGUGGUGUGACACCAGUUUUUAUGGACCGGUCUAAAACCCCCAUGAAAAAUGGACCUCGAUGGCAUUCUUUAAUUGCAAAGUACAAUCUGAGUAAUUUAACUGCAUCCACCAUGUUUGGCUGUGACAGACUCAUUCGGAUCUUCUGCCUAAACCCAGGCCUCCUGGUGGGGCUGUGGAAGAGGGAGGAAGAACUGGCUUUUGUUAUGGCAAAUCUUCAUUUCCAUCACCUUGUGGAGAGGAGCACGUUAGGCUCAGCCACUAUCCCCUACGAGCUGCCUCCUCAUAGCCCCCUUUUGGAUGACAACCCAGAGUAUGGACUGCAUGGCUACCAACUCCAUGUUGAUAUGCACAGCGGUGGAAUUUUCUACCUGUGUGGUACAUUUCGCAAUCUCUUUACCAAGAAAGGAUACAUUGAAAAUGGAUAUGCAAAGCUCAUUGUUAUAAGUUUUAAAAAUAACACAGAACACCUGCCUCUUAUCGGAAAAGUUGGCCUCUCUUGGAGAACCGAUAUUUUUGAUGGCUGUAUAAAGCAUACCACAGUGACAUGGGCGGAAAUGCAAAAGCUCAUUUAUUUGAUCACUUCAACAAACCCUUACGGAGUGCUUCCUGAGUGGCAUGUGCUCUGCUGGCUGCCAGAAGGCUGGGAAAAGAGAAGUAUACAGAUGAGUGAGGUGCACAGGUGGACCAGCGAUGUGGUCAUGAAGGCAGAUGAUCUCAGUGGGGCCGGAGAGGAGCUCCAAUGGGGGAGACCACGGUGGAGGGGAGGCUGCCCCCUGCUGGGGGGGUGGGGAGCUUCACAGAGGCUGUGUCCUGUGAGCAGGAAAAGGAGAGAAAAAUUGUAUGCAAAAAACCGCAGCCGAUGCUUGUGAAAAACGGCAAGGAAGACUUUAUUCAAGACUAUUGCAGCUGAGCAAAGAGACUGCAGAGUUGUAAGUGCUGGAAAGUACCUAGGGGGAGGUUAGUCAAGGUGUUAGGCACCUGCGUUUGCUAAGUGGUGCUCACCAAGUUAGGCUCCUGCCCUCCCACGGAGAUGGGGAGACAAGGGGCAUCUCCUUGAUGGUCACCUUUCCGAGUGCUGGCUCCCACGUCUUUGAGACAGACUUUCCUGGGCUGUAAAACUGGCAGGUGCUGGGGGGAGAUUUACAUCUCAAAGGGGCAGAAAAAGAAUUUACAACGACAAGUUUUCUAAAGGAAAUGCUCUGAGGAAAAGGAGGUCAGGGGCAUAGAGUCGGGAAGAAACCUGUCAACAUUCCAUCCAGCUGAGGCGCCCCCCCCACCCCCACCUCGGGUCACAGUGGGGGAGGGAGGAGCAGGACAUCCAUGAGAGGAACAGUAAGAUGAAAAGGCCAGAGGAAGGCCGCCACCUGUGAGGGUCCUGAAAGGACCAGGCUGCUUCAUGUCCUCCUCCACCACUUCCUGAGUGCGUGAGCUGGGCCAAGUUACUUAUGUUCUGAGACUCGACUUUCUAGCAUGUAAAAUGAAGUAUUUGAAGGAUUAAAUGGAGAAAUGCGUGUAAAUGCU
Messenger RNA from Equus caballus (horse), 4825 nucleotides. It is a transcript of the gene FBXO15, whose product is annotated as F-box protein 15. Gene Ontology annotation, cellular component: SCF ubiquitin ligase complex. Gene Ontology annotation, molecular function: protein binding. NCBI's taxonomy places the organism in Eukaryota, Metazoa, Chordata, Mammalia, Perissodactyla, Equidae. The record is from RefSeq and is a predicted model, not a curated record.